Botrytis cinerea B05.10 is the source of this 1943-nucleotide messenger RNA. It is a transcript of the gene Bcrvs167, whose product is annotated as Bcrvs167. Gene Ontology annotation, biological process: plasma membrane tubulation; endocytosis; actin cortical patch localization. Gene Ontology annotation, cellular component: actin cortical patch; mating projection tip; medial cortex. NCBI's taxonomy places the organism in Eukaryota, Fungi, Ascomycota, Leotiomycetes, Helotiales, Sclerotiniaceae. The record is from RefSeq and is a predicted model, not a curated record. Gene Ontology annotation, molecular function: protein binding; lipid binding. The transcript is spliced from 3 exons. The coding region runs from base 403 to 1713 and encodes 436 amino acids.
GAAUGCGCCCCAAAGCAAGUUUUCUUCCUACACUUGGACAUAUUAGACCUGGGAAUACCUUCAUAUACCUCUCGUGUUAUUGCUACCUAUUGUCGACCUACCCGUCUUCCAUUGCUAGGUUUUAUCAGCCGUGGUCAAUUGUGCAUCCUUCUUCCUACUCAUAUUAAAAUACCAAGCAUAUCGGGGCUGAUAGAGACCGUCAACAAGAUCUGCUCAGCCACUCCUCGUCAUCGUCUGUACUACAGAAAACAACCCUGAAAUACCACCAGAGGCAUCUUUCUACUUUAAACAUCACAACCCAUCACAACAAACACACAACUCUACAAACAUAAGCUCCUCUUAAUCACUCCAGAAAUCUUACACUGGGCCUUUCUUGGUAGAUUUUGAAGCUAAUAUUGGGAAAUGUCCUUCAAGGGCUUUCAAAAAUCCCUGGUCAGAGCGCCUCAAACGUUCAAAGCCAAGUUCAAUCUAGGGGAACAAACAAAAGAUGCCGUUUAUAUCGAUGCGGAACGGCGCUUCCAGGAGCUGGAAACCGAGACGAAAAAGCUGCACGAUGAGAGUAAAAAAUACUUUGAAGCUAUUAACGGCAUGAUGAACCAUCAGAUUGAAUUCUCCAAAGCGAUCGCCGAAAUAUACAAACCAAUUUCAGGAAGGAUGUCCGAUCCGGAUUCCCUGGUUCAAGAAGGGAAUCCGGAGGGAAUCAGGGCAUGCGAAGAAUACGAAGAAAUUUGCAAGGACCUCUUGGCGACUCUGCAACCAGAGCUGGAAAUGAUUGAGACAAGAGUGAUUCGACCUGCCGAUGAAUUAUUAGAGAUUAUCAAGGUGAUCAGGAAAACUGCGCUCAAACGCCAACACAAGCAAUUAGAUUAUGACAGACAUCGAGCAACACUCAAGAAACUACAAGACAAGAAAGAGAAGAAUUUGAAGGAUGAGAAAGCCAUGUAUAAAGCGGAGAAUGACGUUGAACAAGCAACUCAGGAGUUCAAUUAUUACAAUGAUCUCUUGAAGGACGAGUUACCUAAACUUUUUACGUUGGAGCGCGAGUUCAUUCGUCCAUUGUUUCAAUCGUUUUACUAUAUGCAGCUGAACGUCUUUUAUACCCUACAUGAGAGGAUGCAAGGAUGUGAUAUUGGAUACUUUAAUCUCCAGCUCGAUAUCGAGGAAGGUUUCGAGGCUAAACGAGGCGAUAUCCGAGACCAGGCAGAAGCACUUUCCAUUGUGAAGUUCAAGACGACGGGAGCCAGACGUCCACCAAAACCUCUUGCUCUCGGCGGACCCAACCGUCUUGCCAUAGAGAACAAGCCAUCUACAUCCACAGCGCUGACUACGUCUCCAAGCCGCCGCGCAUCCACUGACUUCCAAUCAUCGGAAAAGCCACCACCGCCUUAUUCUUCGAUGUUAUCUCCUACGAAUCCUGGUAACAGCGUGAUGCGAUCAGCGUCGACAGGUAGUUCAUGGGGUGCUGCCGCGAAAGCGAAAAAGGCGGCACCUCCACCACCGAAACCGAAGCCAUCGAGGCUUAGCGGUGCGCCACCUGCGGAGACUGCUACCGCACUGUAUGAUUAUGAAGCACAGGCAGAGGGCGAUUUGAGCUUCGGUGCUGGAGAGACAAUUGAGAUUGUGACAAGAACUAGUAAUGAGAACGAAUGGUGGAUUGGGAAAAUUCACGGAAAACAAGGGCAAUUCCCUGGGAACUAUGUCAAAGUCAAUUAAGAUUAUAAGUCUGAGAACAAUAAUUCUUAUCAAUACCCUUACAUGGCAAAACUUUUGAAUCAUCAUAUUCUCGGGGACCUUUUGGGAUUGCGCAUUUAGACAAGUAACAAUUUUUACUUGAAGAACAACACGGUGCAUCGGAGUAGGACUUCGGAGCAGAGGAAUCGACGGAUAAAGACGCGGGUGUGGAUCUGAGCAUGUACUUACAUACCAAAUAACUAAUACGAUGC